Messenger RNA from Nilaparvata lugens (brown planthopper), 2647 nucleotides. RefSeq lists its product as uncharacterized. The coding region runs from base 94 to 576 and encodes 160 amino acids. NCBI's taxonomy places the organism in Eukaryota, Metazoa, Arthropoda, Insecta, Hemiptera, Delphacidae. The transcript is spliced from 5 exons. The record is from RefSeq and is a predicted model, not a curated record.
UUAAGCUUGUCCUUAAUAGAUGUUUUGUAUAUUUUGGAAAGUUUCUUCAGUUUGUUGCAUUUGACUAAAAGACAAGACAGUCGAAGUUUCAUCAUGUUUAUUAAUGUCAUUUUUAUUUGUUGUGUUGUAUUUGCCGUCACUGUGGCAAUACCAUUGGACACAACCGUUCCACCCGACAUAACUUUCACUACUUUGAAGGAGGAUUCUUCACCAGAAAUUUUAGCCACUUCUAAUGUUGAAGCCAACGAAGAAUCAAGUGAAAGAACCAAUAUAUUCAUGAAUGAGGAGUUGGAAUUGCUAGCGAUGAAUCUGCCUAAUUUAUUCCGGAGAGAUACUAGUUACGUGGAAGGCGCCUUCCCAUUAAGAACUCCUGAUGAAACGCAUAAUGAAUAUGAUGAAGAAGAAGAACCAUCUCCAGGUACACAAGAGGCUGAAUCUUCUGAGCCAGUAGACGAAAGCAAAAUGAAGAGACGAGAUUUGCAUCUUAAGGCUUUCAAAGAUACUCACUCUCCUGAUCCAAACUUUCGGAAAUAUCUUAACAGAAGAAAGAGGAGAAUUAGCCUCCAAAAAUUGUAAUUUUCCCCACUUUUUGAAAAUAGUUCAAGAGUAAUAAUGUCAUUGUUCUAUGGGCUGAAUAUAAUUAAGAUAUCCUUGAACAUAAGAAAAGAUAGCAUAAUGGAAUGCCUUGAAGGGAUGCAACGUAACUGCUGAGCUCCAAGUUACACAUCGGAGGAUUGUAGCAUUUUAAGAUACGAGUAUUUUCAUGUUGUAACCUAUAGACCUGAGCACAUUUUUGUAAGCAAAUUCAUUUUUUUCAAAAUACUGUAAAAACAAUAUAACAUAUAAUGCAGAAGAAUUACAGUACAUUGAUUUCAUAUACGCGGUGGUUCAACUUCUCUCUUAACAUUUUCUAUCUUAUUUGAAUAAUUCUUAUUGAAUGUCUAACUUUUUCAAUACUUUCUUUGUUUGGUGCUAUAGUAUAUUUCUAAGUAAAUUUGAAUUGUUUCAUCUUUUUAAAUACGACCUUUUUAGUCAGAAGUAAUUAUUUACAAGACUAGGGCACAAAAUCUUUGCUAACACUAACCACGGCCAGUUAGUGUUUUCGUACCACAAAAAUCCAAUUGAAGUUAAACGCCCUAAAAUUAUGUCACCUAACGGAGAAGAAAUAAACAAAUCUAACAGAAAUGGAAAUGACGUUAUUUUACGGCGGUUAAAUUCAAUUUGACUUUGGUGCUACUGGCCCUAACUCUAAAAAUUGAAAGUUAAAAAGGAGGGAUAAGAUUACUCCAUUUAUUUAGGUCCAAAUACAAUAAAUGGUAUUAAAAAAAGUUUAAUAUAUAGUUAUUGAGUUAAUUAUCAACUUUGGUCUAUAAUAGAAGGAUUUAUAAACAUAUUAAACUAUAGGAGUUGAAUGAAUUAAAAAAUUCUAUAAACAGCAAAGAUAUUAAUUUAAGAGAGGUUUAAUAAUAUUUAUUUCAUAAACUUUUACAAAGUUGAGUUGUAAGACUCAUCAUAAUAUAUUAAGAAUAAAUUUAUGACGACUAUUUGAUAACUCAUGAAUAAAUAAACCAAUGUUUAAUAAUUAUAUUCUAUCAACACAUGAGAAAUUUAUGCACGUUAUUUGUGUGGAAGCUACAACAAUUUCUAAUAACUUGGGAUUUUUUAUAAACUGAUUUAGCACCAUGAUACCUCUACUAAUCUAGUACCACCAUUCUACCAGAAUAAGGAACUAGAUAUCGACAAAUCACAGUUUUGUGAUUUAUUGCGAGAAAAUGUAGAGAGCCUACCACACAAAUAGUAUAAAACUACAAUACUUAUUAUUACGGUAACUAUUUUGUGACUCACAAAAAUGAUACUGUACGGUAAAUAAUUCAUUGUUAGGCCUAACUAGUUAAAAAAAGUAUUCACAAAACUUUAGAUCACAUGAGAAUAACAUGAAAAAACUAUUUUCACUCAUCUUUAGCAGUGAACAGAAAUAGAAUUGAAUAUUGGCAGCGAAUAAUUUCCCCUUACUUGUACAGCAUUCUAAAACUAUUUGUGCCAUUCAUAACGUAAUUUCUAAGGAUGGCCAAUAACGACAGGACAAGUGUGAUGAACAUGUGCCAUACAUUGUCGUGUCAUCACAGUGAAAGGUUUCGAUAACAUUUUUUGAGGUAAGGUUUUUGUAUCUUCGAUUUUUGUUGUUUAGUUUUUCUUCGCUGCUUUAUUUGAGAUUAAAUUAUUUUUUAUCAUUAUCCAGUGGUUUAUUUAUUGUUAUUGGUUUUUUUUAUGUUAGAAGCUGCUGUCGAACAGCUGUUUUUUGUUCGAAGCCUCCCGCUGAUGGCACAACAUGCAUGACGAGCAUGUGUGUAUAGUGAGGUUUACGUUAUAAUAACAGGAUUUGAUUAUCAUUGGUGUUGCUAUCCUUGUCUCUCAUUCGACAAAGCAGAUAACACUAUCCUUUUCUACCUCUUCAACUUUGAUAGAUCGUUUUUCAACAAUGUAAAAAUAUAAUUAACUAGCAGGUAAGCCGUGCUCCGCCCGCAAGGGUUUGUUUAAAGCACAAAUAGAUUGAAUUCAGCUUCAGUUCCAUCCUGAUAUUGGAAGUAAUAAGUUACAAUAAAAACUAUUUUAUUGGGCUUACAUCUCACUUAAACUUAAUAAAUUU